AUGACGGAGAAGGAAGUUGAGAAAACUCUGCUAGCUCAGGCCAAAAUUCUGCCUUCCUUUACUAAAUUUGUAUGGGAAAAACUUGAACAAGAGAAUGAAGAAUUCUUCAGGGCUUAUUACAUGAGAUUGAUGGUGAAGCAACAAAUAAUAGAGUUCAACCAGAUGCUGCAGCAACAUGUGCAACUCAUGCAUCAAAUUUAUCCUACUGGAGUUUGCCCUAAUAAUGGACCUCACUUGUCACAUGUGCCACCGAGCUCAUCCGGCUAUGCCGAUGGGAAUAAGGGAAAAGCACCGAAAGAAGAGAACAUGCAGCAAGGCAUGAGGUCCAACUUGCCUAAUGUAUUCGGUAAUAGUAGUGGUUCAUCUUUGAACACUGAACACCAUGCCGGCAGGUUUGAUGAUCCAUCAGCCAUGGUUUCAACUCAGAGUGCAAACAUGGGUCUAAUGCAAAAUGGGAAAAUGGAUGCCCACAAUUUAGAGGGAUCGAGUCAUGAUUUUUUAUAG
Hibiscus syriacus is the source of this 504-nucleotide messenger RNA. RefSeq lists its product as uncharacterized. The record is from RefSeq and is a predicted model, not a curated record. NCBI's taxonomy places the organism in Eukaryota, Viridiplantae, Streptophyta, Magnoliopsida, Malvales, Malvaceae. Bases 1 to 504 code for a protein of 167 amino acids. The transcript is spliced from 3 exons.